AUGCGGCUACUGCGUAUCGAGGAUGAAGACACGUUUGUGUUCGAAGAGUUCUACGACAUCAAGAAGACACCAGCAUACGCCAUUCUUUCACAUACCUGGGGCGAUGGCGAGGUUACCUACCAGGACAUGCGAGAUGGUAGCGACGCUAGAAGCAAGGACGGCUUCGCGAAGAUCGUCGGCUUCUGUAAGCAAGUGCUAAAGGAAGAUAUGAGAUAUGGCUGGGUUGAUACUUGCUGUAUCGAUAAGACCAGCAGUGCAGAGUUGAGUGAAGCUAUUAACUCAAUGUAUCGAUGGUAUGAACUUGCGAAGGUAUGCUUAGUCUAUAUCGCCGACUAUUCAGUGGUAGAGACCGAAACGAACGAGAUAUCUGCUGCUGCUCAAGCGCAUGCGGGAGGUUGGCAAAGCAGUAGAUGGUUCACGAGAGGCUGGACGUUGCAGGAGUUGAUUGCGCCGAAAUCAGUUCAGUUUUUUGAUAACGAUUGGGUAUACGUGUUCGACAAAACCAAACGUGCACCUGAACUGUCUGAAGUGACUGGGAUUGACCAGAUGGUACUGAAGGGAGAGCGACCAGUGCGGACCAUAGGUGUGGCACAGCGCAUGAGUUGGGCCUCGAGACGCCAGACAACACGACAAGAGGACAUCGCAUAUUGUCUUCUUGGGCUUUUUGAGGUUAAUAUGCCACUACUGUAUGGUGAGGGUGCUCGAGCGUUCCUUCGCCUACAAGAAGAGAUCAUGAAGGACUCAAGUGACCAGACAUUGUUUGCGUGGGACGACUGCUUACCUGAAUACGAAGAGGAUGUUGUUCAGCAUGGUGUCUACUCUAUGAGUGGCCUUCUGGCCUCUUCGCCGGCUCAGUUUGCGCGGUCAGCAAAGUUCCUACCAUAUCGCGACCCUCGCGUUGUCUCGACUUACACCAUGACCAAUGAAGGACUACGGAUGGAAUUGCCUAUGGUGACAGUGGACGCCACAGGGCUAUCAUUGGCACUUCUAGCUUGUGUGCGUGGGGGAUCGAGUGGUGAGUGGAAGAAUUAUCGAUCUGAUUCAAACCAGGUUGAGGGAUCUUCAGGAAAGCUUGGUGUCCUCCUAAGGCCUAUAGGGAGCGUUGAUGAACCACAUUUUGCGAGAUGUCGUCAGCAAAAGAUGCUUGUUCAGGCAUCGGGAGAGCAAGAACGCAAGGCCAAGCUUCGCACAAUUUACGUGCGCAAAAGGAUCUCACUUGCGUUGUCGAGUGGUGUACUAUCGCGACAUGGUAUUUUCAUAAGACAGAAGCCACAUCCACAGUCUGGAUUUAAGCUCAAAGCUGUCAGUCCUAGAGACAGAUGGAGUCGUACAGAAGACUUCCUGCAAGCUCCUAUAGUCAAUGCCGUCCUUUUCUUUACCAGUCCAACAACUGCGAGUUUCUCCGUCCUGAUCUGUAUCAAAUCCAGUGAGAAAGACUUCGCUGAUUGGAAGAUAGAAUGUGGCUGUCAGAUUGGAAUGCAUACUCGACGCGAAGGUGUACCACGUGCGAUGAGAGGAAAACAUACGAUGAAGACUUUUGCGAGCUUGGAAGGUGAGAGAAAGGUGAUCGUCGAAGUCUCAAAGGCCAGACUACUAGGCGAGGAGAUCUUCAUGCUUGAUGUCGAUGUCGUUCCUGAAACUGCAGGCAUUUUUGAGCUUCUGGGUAACUUGGCUUUGUGGUAUGAACCGCCCGCGGACGAGGAGAAAGGUGCAUCGGUCAACGAAGAGAAAAGAAAGGUAGGAGUCAUACAAAAGACUCAGGUGUUCGUCGAGUACAGCACAAACGAGCAGCCAUCAAACAGCAAUGAAGCUUAUAGCUCGAAUUUUGUCUCCUCAACCAUGAGGAACGUCGCGUACUCCAGGGAUCUGCCAGACGGAUCACGUCAAGAUCAAGUUUUGCCUCGAAUUGGUCAUGGCGGAAGACAAUGUCAUGCGUAUUCCAACAACCCACUCCUCGAAGAAUAUCUGUCACUCCAACCGGCGGUGCCUGUUAGAAUUGCAGGAGAGGAGGACAAUGACAAGAACAAGCAAAACAAAUCUCCACCGCGAAUCGAAGCGAAGAAGGCAUUGGGAUUUCUGAAGAAACUCGUUUCUUGA
Messenger RNA from Lithohypha guttulata, 2097 nucleotides. RefSeq lists its product as uncharacterized. The transcript has a single exon. Lineage: Eukaryota; Fungi; Ascomycota; Eurotiomycetes; Chaetothyriales; Trichomeriaceae. The record is from RefSeq and is a predicted model, not a curated record. The coding region runs from base 1 to 2097 and encodes 698 amino acids.